Pongo pygmaeus (Bornean orangutan) is the source of this 2047-nucleotide messenger RNA. It is a transcript of the gene SLC25A18, whose product is annotated as solute carrier family 25 member 18. The record is from RefSeq and is a predicted model, not a curated record. The coding region runs from base 821 to 1762 and encodes 313 amino acids. The transcript is spliced from 9 exons. NCBI's taxonomy places the organism in Eukaryota, Metazoa, Chordata, Mammalia, Primates, Hominidae. Gene Ontology annotation, molecular function: L-glutamate transmembrane transporter activity; L-aspartate transmembrane transporter activity. Gene Ontology annotation, biological process: L-glutamate transmembrane transport; aspartate transmembrane transport; malate-aspartate shuttle.
GGUGAUAGCACAUCCAGGUUUCUAAAGAACAAGCUGAGUCCUAGGGAAGAGCAAGACCCCUGUCCCCCAUAUAACAUAUACACUACAUCUACUGCGGCAAAUACGUACACACAAGCAUCUGUGCACAUAUAUAUUAUUGUUCAACAUAGUUUAAUUGUUUGCGUUCAUCUUCUCUAACUACAAAACUAAGUUCACAGUUCUCUUUAUCAUCCCAAGUUUCUUCCUUUGUGAAAGGCCCACUAUCAUCUACUCUUACCACUUCCAAGUAAAUCCAUCUCCAAAUAUUUUGUUCACAGUCUGCCUCCCGCCUGAAAGAUAAGAAAACUUUAGUGGGUUCCAAGGAGUCUGAGAAAGCUUUGUUUUCUAUUUCCCGUCUUCCAAAGCUCCUAUACCCAGCAGGGUGCGGGGCCAUGUUAUCUAAACUGUGGCUUUACUUUUGGCUGGAACUAGGUCACCUCAAGGGCUGACCGACUUGAAGCCCUCACUGUGGCAAGUGCCUGUUCUCUUGUUAUGAACAAUAGCUGGCAUUCCCCCCCAGGCACGAUUUCCAUAGUCCUCAGCAACCCUGGAGUGAGUUCCCCGGGAAUGCAGGCCCAGAGAGGAAAGAUCACAGUCAGGAUGCAACUCAGCUCUGCCUGACCUUCAGUCCGUUUGUGUGAGAACUGCACGCGUGGCUCCAGGCCUGCAGAGGAGCCAGAGGGCGGGCCGGGGAAGCUCGGGGCAGAGCCGUGCCCUGGUGGCGGCCCAUAGGGGCAGAGCUGGGCUCCUCCCAGAAGCCCCUGCAGGUCCCAGCUCCAGGGACUUCCCGGGUUGCAGCAAGAUGCCUCAGCCCUGCAUCACAGCCAAACUCAUCAAUGGAGGUGUAGCGGGGCUCGUGGGGGUGACCUGCGUGUUCCCCAUGGACUUGGCCAAGACUCGCCUGCAGAACCAGCAUGGGAAAGCCAUGUACAAAGGAAUGAUCGACUGCCUGAUGAAGACAGCUCGGGCGGAGGGCUUCUUCGGCAUGUACCGAGGGGCUGCAGUGAACCUCACUCUGGUCACUCCAGAGAAGGCCAUCAAGCUGGCAGCCAACGACUUUUUCCGGCAGCUGCUCGUGGAAGAUGGGAUGCAGCGGAACCUGAAGAUGGAGAUGCUUGCCGGGUGUGGGGCUGGGAUGUGCCAGGUGGUGGUGACCUGUCCCAUGGAAAUGCUCAAGAUUCAGCUGCAGGAUGCUGGACGCCUGGCCAUCCAUCGUCAGGGCUCAGCCUCAGCACCCUCCACCUCCAGGUCCUACACAACUGGUUCGGCUUCCACCCACAGGCGCCCCUCUGCCACCCUCAUUGCCUGGGAGCUGCUCCACACUCAGGGCCUGGCUGGGCUCUACAAGGGCCUAGGUGCCACUCUCCUCAGAGAUAUUCCCUUCUCCAUCAUCUACUUCCCACUGUUUGCCAACCUUAACAACCUGGGGUUCAACGAGCUCGCCGGUAAGGCGUCCUUUGCACAUUCCUUCGUGUCAGGCUGUGUGGCAGGUUCCGUAGCUGCGGUCGCAGUGACGCCUCUAGAUGUUCUGAAAACUCGAAUCCAAACCCUCAAGAAAGGCCUGGGUGAGGACAUGUACAGUGGUAUCACCGACUGUGCCAGGAAACUCUGGAUUCAGGAGGGACCAUCUGCCUUCAUGAAAGGCGCUGGCUGCCGGGCACUGGUCAUAGCACCUCUCUUUGGGAUUGCUCAAGGGGUCUAUUUUUUUGGGAUUGGAGAGCGCAUCUUAAAGUGUUUUGAGUAGACAGAGCUGGAGGUCAAGUCCCUGCGCUCGCCGCCCUCUCUCUAGCCCAUUUUACUUAGCCUAGAGGGGGCAAGGGCAGGCGGGGCCACUCCGGCCUGCCUGGUCCUCUGCGUUGUAGUGCUACCUCAAUCUCGGGAGAAACAGCCCUAUAUUCUAACAAGUUGAGCAUAGCCUUCUUCCUCUUCAUGUCUACGCUCAUGUUCCUUUGUGGGCACAGCUACCAGGGGCUUUUGGAAGCCCCUAACCACCUACUUUUCAAUAAAAAUGGUACUUUCAUUGUAUUAA